AUGUUCAUAAUCACCCAUGCCAUCCUUUUGUUUUCCCUCAUUUCGACGAAAGGCUCUACGUGGAUAGACACGGCAGAGGGUCAUAUCAUUGAAGAAGACUUCAAUGGAAGUUACAUCGAAAAGGAAGUCGGCCAAAAUGUGACUCUUCUAUGUCACGGAAACGCGUCUCUACUUUGGGACUUCGAUCGUGAUAAAAACCAACUUCAACAACGAAUCAAAGUGAACGACAGUGUGACGACCUUGUCGUUGUUCAUUCGAGAUCUAAAUGUGGUUGACACGGGAAAGUAUUCGUGCCAAGAGAGUAACAUGUCAAUGACGAGAUCGCACAUUCACAUGUUCGUGCGAGGAAAAAGUGCUUUUGUGGAACGUCCCAACACCGAUCCAAUUAAACUACUCAAAAAUAAUUUGAGGAUUCCAUGUCGAGCGUCAAGAUGGAUCAAAGGAUUGGGUUCGUUUUGCAGGGAAGCUCGUGGGAAAGUGCCACUCAAGCAAGAUGUGAACACAAAAAUGAGCAAAUCGACUUUCAAAUUCAGUGAACUACGGGCUCUGCACGAACAGCUGAUGGACGGGGCGAAAGCAGCUGAAAGAAUUGAUGAAGAAGAGACAAACGUGCCGCUCGAUCAACGCAUCGAUCGAAUCGCCUACGAUUUCAGUCUUGAAAUCGAUGUGAUGAAUUUGAAAAUCGGACCUUUGCUCGGACGAGGUGAAUUUGGAAAAGUAUCAAAGGGAUACCUCAAAAGAGCAACUCCCGGUCGACCAAAUGAGUUCAAGGAUCUUGUUGUCGCUGUUAAGGACGAUUUGAUAAAUGACAAUCGAUUGCAAGCCGAUUUUCUCUAUUCGAAUGCAAAAGUGCUAAUCGCCACCACCGAUUUACUCGAUUUCUCAUGGCAAAUCGCUACCGGAAUGGAGUAUUUGAACAAGAUUCCAUGUUUUCACCGAGACUUGUCGGCCAGAAACGUACUGAUCACCAAGAAUAACUUGUGCCGUAUCGCCGAUUUUGGACUAGCGAAAAGCAAUGAGAAGAGCUAUUACAGAAAGGAUGACCAAGCCAAUGAACUGUUGCCGUUGAAAUGGAUGAGCCCGGAGACGAUUCUGAACGGAUACUACUCACAAGCGUCAGAUAUCUGGUCAUACGGUAUUUUGCUGUACGAAAUCUUCUCUCUCGGAGCUCAUCCGUAUCCGGGAAUGGAGAACCGAGACGUGCUUGAUAGAGUGCUUCGCGGGGAGAGGAAUCGACGCCCCAAAUAUGCUCCCGAUUUUAUCUACGAGUUGCUCAUGAAAUGCUGGCAAUUGGAUCCCGAUCAGCGACCAUCUUUCACCGAUUGCGUCGCUCAAUUAAAAGCCUAUCUGCACAGUGUGGCCCCAGAAUCUCUCGCCAAAUCGGAGAUCGAUCUCGCUCUCGAAAGGAAACGUCUUGAGAAAUGUACCGAGUGGAGAGCGAAAGAGAAAGAAGAAAAGGGUUUCGAGAAGUUAACGAGAUGGGAGCUUUGUCGUUCUGGUUAUCGUUUCAUGAUUCUCCAUGGAGCCUUCGCAAUUCAUCCAGGCAUUCGUCCUGGAGAUGACUCGUUUCGAAAAAAAAUGAGAAGAAAAAUGUGGAAAGUG
Molecule: messenger RNA, 1602 nt
Organism: Mesorhabditis belari
Lineage: Eukaryota; Metazoa; Nematoda; Chromadorea; Rhabditida; Rhabditidae
Source: the annotation of a GenBank genome assembly